AUGCCCAACAGCGGUGAAAUACUCACCCACAUCUCUGCUCCCGGUUCUGCAAAGGACGACGCGAGAUACCGGGCUCACGCAGCUGCGUAUUUUGAAUUUGAGCCAGUGUCAAGGAUAAGGAUUUAUCCUGACCCUCCAAGCAGCGAAACUGGUACGGACGACGUUGCUGAAUCUCCACACCAUGUCCGCGAGACAUCGCCGCAGGGUGAAAGCCAUGAACCUCACAUCUCAGAGUUGGAUGAGCGAGGACAGAAAACAUUACAUGACAUCUCUACUGCCGUAUCUUCCGCGAAGAGUACUCCUGUGCCAUCGACAUGGGGCCCGAGUUUCGGGGAAACUACCUGUGGCCUGCUGGCCCUUUCGGAGGCCUCAAUACAAACGUCCCUCUCACAAAAUGAUGUAGGCGCUGGUGUUGAGAAUUCUUUCGUGACUACGAGUAAUUCUCCUCCUAGAGUUCCUGGAAUUGGCCCUCCAAACGUUCACGCAACCAUUCCAAGCUCUCAGGUUACCGAGACGCCCCCCAGCGAAAUUCCCGAAUCCCAGUCUUCUUUUCAAGCCAGUUGGAAUGUUGAAAAGGACAAUAGCCCGCCCAGGAAAUUGGAGAAAGUCAUUCAAAUAGGAAGAUCGUCAUUAGAUACCCAGAUCUCUCAAGCAAAACGCCGCCGACUCUCCUCUUCCCCAGCAUGCAUACCGUCUUCUAUUCCCACUACUACUACGCCCAAUUCGUCCAUAUCUAAGCCAUCAGCUCCUUCGCAUCUAUCUCCACAGCCGGAGCCCUUUCGGCCAUUGGAUAAGUCAACGGCAGCAUCAGCAGCCCCGGCCGUACCCUUAGAAUGGCUUUCGUCCUUGCCUCUUGAGAUCAACCCGCCGCGGCCCGUGCCUUCUUCCACAGCUCAAUUUACAACUCACAUCACGCCCACACUACAAAUGCUCGCUGACAGAGUCAAACUGUCCAGGGUGUUUAGCCCGCAACGACAAACUCGCCCCUUACGAACUUUGGAGCGUGGCUACUGGCUUCUAAACCUCACCAUCUCCGACGCCCCCACCAGCACCAGCACCAGCACCAGCACCAAAGACAAUCAUAAGAAUACUUCAAAUGUGACCCAGUCUCAGAGUCGUAAUCCUACACGAGCCAACAAAUCUUGGACCAGCAAACGCUUCUUCGACUUCUGGGGCUUCCUUACCAAAUUCAUCGCCGACGACGGCCGCGCCGGUUGGGGCGUGUGGUGCAUUUGCGAAUCCAACUCCCCAGCUCCCAGCUCGCAAUGUCUGUCCUCCCAUUCACACUCCAUAAUCGAUCUUACAUCCCAGACAAGCACCCAAAGUUCAGCAAAGACCCGGUCUUCUCAGCAGAAGGCGGAGCUCGAUGCCGCGCAACAUGUCACGAUCAAAAUAUAUAGUUGGGGCGAAAUCGCACCGCAUGUAUACUUGUUGAUGUACCUGGCCAGCGAUAGGAGCGUCCGGAAAAUAACCGGUGUUCAGUGGAGGGAUGGAGCGGACGAGCCAGUUAUUUUUAUGGAUUGA
Messenger RNA from Histoplasma mississippiense, 1524 nucleotides. RefSeq lists its product with no specific name. The record is from RefSeq and is a predicted model, not a curated record. The transcript has a single exon. Bases 1 to 1524 code for a protein of 507 amino acids. Lineage: Eukaryota; Fungi; Ascomycota; Eurotiomycetes; Onygenales; Ajellomycetaceae.